CGCCAUUAGACAGCAACAUUUCAGUUUCGCCUGCUCUCGAAGUCAGUCGGGAAGGGGAUCAAAAUCGAAGGUAGAAAAAGGAAGACGAGGAAGAAGAACACCGAAGUAGUUUCGUGGGCGCGUCUCGUGCGCCAGGAAUCGUUGCAGCCUUCAUUACAAGUCUACAGGUGGUCUUAUGAGGAGGUACAGCCCGCAGUACUAUAGCCCUCCAAGGAGGGCAUAUGGAGGUCGACCGAGGAGUCCACCCAGGAGAGGUUAUGGUGGUGGAGGUGGCGGUGGCGGUGGCGGUGGCGGUGGAGGCUAUGGUAGGCGAAAGGACAACCAAGGCAGCCUCUUGGUCCGUAACAUUCCUCUUGAUUGCGGCCAAGAAGAGCUUAAGGCUGCAUUUCAGCGUUUUGGGGCUCUAAGGGACGUUUACAUUCCAAAGGACUUUCACACAGGGUGAGAUUUUACGAUGGUGACAUUGCUGGUUUUUUGCUGGUUUUCUCUCUCAGUUGGAUCCAUUGCGCACAGGUUUAAAUGGUUCGUUUAUUUUAUCAUCUUAACGGAUAGAGGAAAGGUCAACUAAGUAAAUCCAUGGUGUAGCAUGUUCUGAGCCAGAGAACCAACAACAAUCUGUUAAAAUCGUUCAAAACAAAGUUGAAAACAGUUAUAAAAAUUACUCCUGGUAUUUAGCUGGAUUUGGGUCAAUCCUAUGGGGAUGCAUAUAAUAUUUGGUCAUGCAAGCUACUCGGUGUCAAGUCUGGUGUUGAGUAAUAAACUACGAAAACUCUCACAUGCAAUGUUAGUAGUGGGUGGAUGCUUUUGAUCACUGUUCGACUGCUGUAGGCAGUUUCUUGCAUCUCUUGUGCGUGUACUACUCAUGAAAAUUUCUUGAAGCAAUGAUUUUGCUCAUUAUUUUCAUUUUCAUGGUGCACUGGAUUUUAAAUGGUUUGUCAGGGGGGUUGUUGGUUUGAAGUAAAAUCAAGACCAAGCCCCACAAAUGUUGAAGACCUUCUGUUAAACAUUACCUAACAUAUGGGUCUCAAGUCUCAACUCAAGAUAAUGUCCAAAUGAAGAAUGUGCCUUUAUGAAGAGAAAUUUUGUAAUUACCCAACAAUAGAGGUUUGAUGAGCAAAGAGGAUUUAUUCUUGGCCGUCUGAAGACGACUUGAAGAGAUUUAGAUUGGCAACAUUGGUCGAAGGCCAGGUCAUCAUGUAUUUACCAGUAUUUGAAGAAAAUAUCAGUGACUUGCAUCUUUUCAAGUUGGUCGAAGUGCAUCUUGUAUUUACCAGCAUUUGAAGAAAAUACCAGUGACUUGCAUCUUUUCAAGUUGGCUUUGGUACUUGACUUUUAAGGAAGAGGUCAGCCACUAUCCUGCUUUUAUGUGAGUUCAGUGUCAUCAUAUUUCUAAGUGCACUGGAGGCAGAAGAAAGGUAUACUAACAACUAAAUGCUUGAGUUAUGGAUUAGGAAUCUCAUUUCAGGAAGUUCACUUAUCAUCCUUAGAUAAAUCUUGCUUGGUUGUGCAUCGACUCUCUAGCCUUAUAAUUAUAUUUUGUUGCUCUUUUUAUAGGGAACCCAGAGGCUUUGCAUUUGUGCAAUUUGUGGAUUCAUAUGAUUCCCUUGAAGCUCAGCGUCGCAUGAAUGGACAAAUAUUUGCUGGCAGGGAGAUUACUGUUGUGGUUGCAGCAGAGUCCAGGAAAAGGCCGGAGGAUAUGCGACAUAGAACUCGGACUAGGGGAGGGGGCCGCGGGGAAAGAUCAUCUUAUUAUGGGCGCUCUCGAUCUCGUUCGCUGUCUCGGUCACGCUCUCCUCACCAUCACGGAUCAAGGUCUAGAUACCGUUCAAGGUCCUACUCUCCUCCUGCUCCAAGAAACCGCAGAGACUACUCGCCUUCCCCAGGCAGGAGGCACCCUAACCCUCCAGUUCGAUCUCCAUCUCGCUCUCCAUCUCCCAGAGGUCCUCCUCCCCCUGAACGAGAUGGCGGCCGCGACAGGCUAUCAUAUUCCCCACAGGGUUAUGGCAACCCUGACAAUGUAGACAACAAGGGAAACGGCUAUACCGAGUAAGUGGAUGCUGGGUUUUCAGCCUUGUCAACGUUCUUCCUUAUCUGGUCGUUGAAAUAACACCCAAACCACAUUUUCCGCUCCAGGAAACAUGUUCAUGGCUUGGAGGACGAAAGAGCUUGGAGGAGGCCAGCAGCUUCACCUGGAAGAAGGCCUGCCGCCGCGGCCAUUUCGAGAUCCCCAUCAGGCUCUAGAUCAAGGUCUCCCAACCCGUCUCCUGGCCGCCGCCACCACGGCAGAUGAUUGACGAUCUAAUCUGGCACCAUCCAUCAUCAUCAUCAUCUAAAAUCACUGUUCUUGCAUUGUAUGAAAAAACGAAUCGAGUAGAAACGGUUGUUGGAUGGUUUUCGUUGUUUGACGUGGUGGAUUGUUCUCUAUGUCGCACUCAUGAACUCUCUGUUUCUGUCUCUCGGGUCAUUUCAAUAGCCGAGUAAGAAUGUUGUCAUCUCUCUUAGGUUCAUGGCCUUUUUUUAUUUUUUAUUCCGAUGCCAAAUUAGCCACGCCGUUGAAACCACGCUAUCCAACGAACGACGUGUUGUUUCUUUGUCCUACAUAAGAAUGUUUACGUUGAUGUUAGGAAAUGUUAGAGUGACAAGCGUUGAU
Molecule: messenger RNA, 2650 nt
Organism: Linum tenue
Lineage: Eukaryota; Viridiplantae; Streptophyta; Magnoliopsida; Malpighiales; Linaceae
Source: the annotation of a GenBank genome assembly